Colossoma macropomum (tambaqui) is the source of this 1794-nucleotide messenger RNA. RefSeq names its product RAP1A, member of RAS oncogene family b (gene rap1ab). Lineage: Eukaryota; Metazoa; Chordata; Actinopteri; Characiformes; Serrasalmidae. The transcript is spliced from 8 exons. Gene Ontology annotation, molecular function: GTPase activity; GDP binding; GTP binding. The coding region runs from base 279 to 836 and encodes 185 amino acids. The record is from RefSeq and is a predicted model, not a curated record. Gene Ontology annotation, cellular component: plasma membrane. Gene Ontology annotation, biological process: cellular response to cAMP; Rap protein signal transduction; negative regulation of synaptic vesicle exocytosis.
AAUAACACCGCCGCAGAGUGACAGCAGAGCAGGGCUGUGGAAGGAGGUUGCGGUGGAGUUCAGCGUAAAAAUAUAUGUAUAUUUAAAAUAUUUCUGUGGAUAUAUUUAGGUUUGUUUGCGUUGCCUGAAGCCUUCCUGCGAUAUUCGGCGUGGAAUGGUCGGGUCCCUCAAGGCGAGGAGGAAUUUUCAGCCACUCUAGCCGGAGACGAGAAGUUUUGUCCGUUAAUUCUGGGCCGGGCGCGAGGGAUUGCUGAGCUGUCUGGUGAAGUGACCCUGCCAUGCGUGAAUACAAGCUUGUGGUGUUGGGCUCCGGAGGUGUGGGCAAGUCCGCACUGACAGUACAGUUUGUCCAGGGAAUCUUUGUGGAGAAAUAUGACCCCACAAUAGAAGACUCCUACAGAAAGCAAGUAGAAGUGGACGGGCAGCAGUGCAUGUUGGAGAUCCUGGAUACAGCAGGCACAGAGCAGUUCACAGCAAUGAGGGAUCUGUACAUGAAGAAUGGUCAGGGAUUUGCUCUCGUAUACUCCAUCACAGCACAGUCCACCUUCAAUGACCUGCAGGAUCUACGAGAGCAGAUCCUACGAGUAAAGGACACUGAAGAUGUGCCGAUGAUCCUGGUUGGUAAUAAGUGUGAUCUGGAGGAUGAGCGAGUGGUGGGGAAGGAGCAGGGUCAGAAUCUGGCCCGCCAGUGGAACAGCUGUGCCUUUUUAGAGUCUUCCGCCAAAUCAAAGAUCAAUGUCCUUGACAUCUUUUAUGACUUGGUCAGACAGAUAAAUAGAAAAACACCUGUGGAAAAGAAGAAAGCGAAAAAGAAAUCCAACUGUGCGCUUCUGUAGAGUCCCCUCCCUACAGCAGCUCUGAGCUCGGAGAACGCUGUAAUGAAGAACUCCUGCCCCAUUUGGAAUGUGCCAGCAUUGCCAUCCUCAGUGAGUGGAGCUAUGGACCAGCUGACUGACGAACCUGAAGAAGAACAGGAUACACAAAGAGGGAACACGAGGAGUCAUUUCCGUUUGAUUCCAGAAAAUCUGAGGAGAAACUUUCAUUUAGCACAGUUUGAGUAGAACUCAUUUUCAGUAUUCCUCAGGAACACUCGAGCAAAAUAUCUUCCAUAAAUCCGACCGGAAAAUCGCAUCAUUUCAUUUCAAGAACCAACACCGUUUCAGCAACGGGAAACAAUAAAAUUACCCACAAACACCAUCGGACAGUUACAACAAUACAAGAGAUACAUAUGAAGACAAUGUUUGAAUCCUGCAUACAGCAUCAGGGCAAGUAGGAAGAAGGAGAUACAGGACUGUGACAUAAGCCCGUAAUUUGGUACCAUGACAUUUCAGUAGUGAACUGAAUUUCACUGAAGAUUAAAAGCUUUUCUCACACUUCCAACUGAACCCAUCAUGUUGCCAUGGCUUCGUACCCUCUUCAGGACGGGUGGAUAAAAGAGAAGAAAUCAAAGAAGUUUUACCAGUGUUUCUUAUUUCCAGUGUGGCUUGUUUGAGGAAAUGGAAAUUGACUUAAUUUGUAUUAUUAUAGACACCCUAAAGGCAAACAGCAUGACCACAUCUUUUGAUUUAAACGUAGAUGUUGUUAACGAAAGCAAGUGAAAGUGUUGCCUCUCAGAGUUUCCAUUCUUGACAUCCACUGUGUAAAUGUUUAUAGACUGAGCUGACAUUAGCUGUAUAUAAACACUGUUCUCCCGUUUACAUCCAUGGACAUUUUCAACCGGAUCUUGACCCCUAACCUGUGACUAUUUUGUAUUUAGUCACUUGGCUUUCGUAGCUCCAUAGCAUAUUCUAAUAC